Solea solea (common sole) is the source of this 2114-nucleotide messenger RNA. RefSeq names its product protein disulfide-isomerase A3-like. The record is from RefSeq and is a predicted model, not a curated record. Gene Ontology annotation, cellular component: endoplasmic reticulum; cell surface. Gene Ontology annotation, biological process: protein folding; response to endoplasmic reticulum stress. Gene Ontology annotation, molecular function: protein disulfide isomerase activity. Lineage: Eukaryota; Metazoa; Chordata; Actinopteri; Pleuronectiformes; Soleidae. The transcript has 13 exons. Bases 146 to 1768 code for a protein of 540 amino acids.
CGGAAAUCAAGGAAAAGAUCUCACGUAGUGAAAUAUUUUACAUGAGAAUUAUUGAUGUUACGCAGACGUAAGAGAAGUACGCACUUGUUUCCGUUGCUUAUGUUUUCUUUGAUAAUGUGCGCGUGCUCACUCAACGAACACUUGUAUGUUCAGUGUCUUUGACGAACGGUACUUUUAUUUUGAAAGUUCCGUCCGGAAAGUGCUCUUUGUGUGUGACUGUCGCUCUGAAACGUCUCCGUGUUUGUUUUCACAUUUUUCGCUUUUUAAUCUCUCGUGUUUUCUCUUUAAAAUGGCGGCCGCUAUCCGCCUCUUCUUCUUCUUCUUCUUCUUCUUGUCCACUUUUCCCGCGGCGUUGUCCUCGCGAGGGGACGUGCUCGAGCUCGGGGACGCUGACUUCGACUACCUGGCAACGGAGCACGAGACCAUGCUGGUGAAAUUCUACGCACCAUGGUGUGGCCAUUGUAAGAAGUUGUCUCCAGAGUUUAACAGAGCAGCGAGUCGACUCAAAGGAAUCGUCCAGUUAGCAAAGGUGGACUGCACCGCUCACUCAGAGACCUGUGGACGUUUCGGUGUCUCUGGUUAUCCAACUCUGAAGAUCUUCAGGAGUGGAAGAGACUCCGCCCCCUAUGACGGACCUCGCACUGCAGACGGUAUCUCUCAGUACAUGAAGAAGCAGACCGGUCCAGACUCAGUUCUGUUGAGGACUCACUCAGACCUGCAGACGUUCAUCAGUCACUACGAGCCCAGUGUCGUUGGUGUGUUUUCAGGUGAGGACAGCUCUCGUCUCUCUGAGUUCCUUAAAGCUGCAGCGCUGCUCAGGGAACAAUUCCGAUUCGCUCACACCACCGACCUGAGGCUGGGGGCGGAGCAUGGAGUCCAGUCUGAGAGUGUGUUGUUGUUUCGAUCGCCCAGACUCAGCAGUAAGUUUGAGGACAGCGUGGUCGUCUUCUCUGAUCACCUGACCAUCAGCUCGCUGCGACGCUUCAUCAGAGAUCACAUUCACGGUCUGUGUCCUCACAUGACGAUGGAGAACAGAGAACGACUGAGAGUCCGAGACCUGCUGACCGUUUACUACGAGCUGGAUUAUCACCUGAACCCCCGCGUGUCCAACUACUGGAGGAACAGGGUUAUGAAGGUGGUGUCUCAGUACAGUGGGCGGGGCCUGACAUUCUCAGUAGCCAAUAAGAAGGACUUCCUGUCCGAGCUGGAGGACGACUUUGGUUUGGGGACGGAGGACGGAGGAGACCUGCCGUUCGUCACCGUCCGAACCAAACUGGGCCACAAGUUCACCAUGAGGGAGGAGUUCACGAGAGACGGUCAGUCACUCGCCAGGUUUUUAGACGAUUACUUCGCCGGUCGACUCAAACGCUACGUUAAAUCUGAACCUGCACCUGAGAGGAACUCUGCCCCUGUCAAGGUGGUGGUUGCUGAGACGUUUGAUGACAUCAUCAACGAUGGUGAUAAAGAUGCUGUGAUCUUGUUCUACUCGCCGUCCUGUCCACACUGUAAAAAACUGGAGCCCGUUUUCAGAGAGCUCGCUAUCAAACUCGUUUCUGAUCCAAACAUCGUCAUCGCAAAGAUGAAUGCCGUUGAUAACGACGUCCCGCUGGCCUAUGAUGUCCCAGGAUUUCCGACCAUUUACUUUGCUCCGAUGGGGAGAAAAGACGAGCCCAUUCGCUACGAGGGUGGUCGAGAGUUAAAAGACUUCCUGAAGUUUGUGAAGACGAGUCGCAGUCGAGUGGCCGACGCCUCAAGGGACGAACUCUGACAUUGUUCUUUCAUUCACCAAUGAGAGCGCAUCGCUGGUUUCAUGGAACACCUUUCACCACGCUGACUGUGGUCAUGUGAUGGAGUGAUCGCACGUUUCUGCGAUGAUUUACUUAUUUAUUUAUUUAUUUACUAUGUUUUUUACAAGAAAAACUGGAGCAAAACAAAACACAAAUCACUGACCAAUGCUUUAAUUAACAUCUGCGUCUGUGCCAAUACUUUAUUUAUUCAGUUGUUGCCUUUUGCCCGAAAAUAACAGGAACUUUUAUUUUUUUACUGUCGAUUCAUCAUCUGACUGAUCACCUGAUCCUGAAAAUAAAUCACAGUGUGAAUUUUAUUUAUUUUCA